AUGUUUCCGCCGUUCGACUUCUUCGAGCAUCGCGCGGCAUGCAAGCGAAAGCAGGAUGAACGUGCAAGCCGAAUCGCGACACUUCCGCAGCCAUACCUGUACCCACUUUCGCCGGCCGAGAAGGGCAUCCUGAACGAGCCCAUCGAUCAACUGGUUCAAGAUGUGCAGAACAGCAAGACCAGUGCCAAAGCUGUGCUACGAGCAUACGGCAAGGUCGCCGUCAAGGCACAGGAGAAGACAAACUGUGUGACGGAAGUCAUGAUCAAGGAAGCCGAGCAAUGGAUCGAGAAUGGCGACAUCAACUUGAAAGGACCACUCGCUGGGUUGCCUGUCAGUCUGAAAGACAGCAUACAGGUGGGAGGCUUCGACACGAGCGUUGGGUACUCGUGCAAUACUGGCAAGCCUACUCCAGUGGAUGGCGCCAUUGUGCGCAUGCUCAAAGAUGCGGGAGCCGUACCUUUCGUCAAGACUGCGUUGCCCAUCACGCUUCUCAGCUUCGAGAGCUUCAACGACGUCUGGGGCCGCUGCCUGAAUCCUCACAAUCCCAAGUACUCGCCUGGUGGAAGCACUGGAGGCGAAGGUGCAAUUCUUGCGUUCGGUGGCAGCAGAAUAGGCAUUGGGUCUGAUGUCGCAGGAUCUGUCAGAGCACCAGCACAUUUCUCAGGCUGCUAUUCCCUCCGCUGCAGUACUGGACGCUGGCCCAAGCUAGGCGUCAGCACCUCGAUGUACGGGCAGGAGGGCAUUCCUUCGGUCUUCUCGCCCAUGGCACGAACUCUGCUCGAUCUGACUUACUUUACACGCUCCUUCAUCCAAAUGCAACCAUGGAAGUACGAUCCCUCUGUCCAUCCCAUGCCGUGGAACCAAGACCACGAGAACGCAUACCUCGACAAGAAACACCUCAAGAUCGGCGUAAUGCGAACCGACCAAGUCGUCGAUCCAGCCCCAGCCUGCGUCCGAGCCCUCGACAUCGCCAUCUCCGCCCUCCGCUCCCAAGGCCACGAGGUCUUCGACGUUGUCCCUCCUAGCCCCUACGAAGCCAUGGUCAUCGCCUCGAAUCUCCUCAACGCCGACGGCACCCGCAUGUUCCGCUCCUUCUUCCGCACCGGCGAGUCCGACGACCCAGGCGCACGGGAGUUCGGCAAAUACAUGCGUCUGCCACGCUUCAUCAAGUGGUUCUACUGGGCAUAUGUCAAGUACAUCAAAAGAGACGACAUCUGGGCAGGCUUGCUGGAACAUUGGCAUGAGAAGAGCGCGUUCGAGAAUUGGCAGUGGGUUUACAAGAGGGAGACUUAUCGGGCGAAAUUCUUUGAAUGGUGGAACUCGUUCGGCGAGAAGGGAGAUGGAAUGGAUGUUAUGCUCACACCUCCCAAUGCGACACCGGCAGUGCCUCAUAACGGUAUGAAGGAUGCGAGUGCGAGUUGCGGGUAUACAUUCCUGUUCAAUUUGCUGGAUUAUACCGCUGGGAUUGUGCCAGUGACGAAGGUGGAUCCGAGUAAGGAUAUGCUGCCGCAGAGUAUCAGGGUGAACAACAUGAAUGGUGUGGCGAGAGGAGCGUAUAAGCAUUAUGAUGCCAGUAAGAUGGCGGGCUUGCCUGUUGCGGUGCAGGUUGUGGGGAGGAGAUUGGAGGAAGAGAAGGUACUGGCGGUCAUGAAGAGGCUUGAGAAUGCGCUUGAAGAGAGGGGCGAGAGGUAUGAGCUUUUGGCUGUGCCGGAGGCAUGA
This is a messenger RNA of Fulvia fulva, 1719 nucleotides long. Its product is annotated as Acetamidase. The transcript is spliced from 2 exons. NCBI's taxonomy places the organism in Eukaryota, Fungi, Ascomycota, Dothideomycetes, Mycosphaerellales, Mycosphaerellaceae. The record is from RefSeq and is a predicted model, not a curated record. Bases 1 to 1719 code for a protein of 572 amino acids.